Centropristis striata (black sea bass) is the source of this 4012-nucleotide messenger RNA. RefSeq lists its product as uncharacterized. Gene Ontology annotation, cellular component: nucleus. Gene Ontology annotation, molecular function: deSUMOylase activity. The transcript has 10 exons. The record is from RefSeq and is a predicted model, not a curated record. NCBI's taxonomy places the organism in Eukaryota, Metazoa, Chordata, Actinopteri, Perciformes, Serranidae. The coding region runs from base 342 to 2636 and encodes 764 amino acids. Gene Ontology annotation, biological process: protein desumoylation.
ACAGCUUGACUUGUUUCUUCAGUCGUGGUCAGACGAAACUCGGUUUGUUAUUUCCUAGACAAGGAGACCAUGGUGGGAUUACUACUCCAUACAGAGUCUACCCGUUACUGAGGAAGACCUAAUAUCUGCCAUGUUCUAGUCUGUUGGGGAAGGCUUGAGAACAACUUAUUUUCAUCACAGCAAAAAUACUUUACAGAAGAAUACCUGGAGGAGAGCAUCAGGAUAAAAAUCGAGGAAGGAACAAACCACAACAAAAAAUUCAAAGGACCGAAGGGAAGGAGAGGACAGGAGAGUGGAGAGGGGGUGUUGGGGAUGGGGUUGAAGAGCCAAAAGAGGGCGCCAUGGUUCACAGCGGCUCUGCAUCCCCAAUGAAAACAACACCAUCAGCAUCACCUCAUUUAAAUGUUCCUGCUACAGCACCCUCUCUGGUUCCUCCCCCUGGAGACACCACAGAUCAGGACCUAACCCAGACUCCCGCAAAACUCCUCAUCACAGAACUCAGUUCCAACUCAGACUUGACCCAGCCCUCGACUCCAACUGAUGUUGACUCUAAGCACCCUAUUUUAAUCCCAGCAAAAACACUUGCUUCUAAUUCAAGCCCGGCCUCAGCCUGGUCCGCAACACAGAAACCUACUGCUGCUCAGGCCCUUGUCAAUGGCCGUACGUCUGGCAGGAAGAGGACUCCUAAGGCAUGUGACUGCUGUGGCCCCAACAGUACAGGACACAAUGUCAGAACCUCUGGCAGAGGGAGGGGGAGAGGGAGAGGCAGAGGGAGAGGUAGAGGGAGGGGGGCUGGUAGGGACCUCAUGGACACCCCGAAAAGAAAAGUGGAUGGCCAGCUGACACAUUUAAAGUGCUUUGAUUUGACCAAGGAGGAGGAGGAAGAUGAUGAUGAUGACGAUGAUGAUGAGGAGGAGGAGGAGGAAUCCGAGGAUGAAGAUGACAGAUAUGAGAAGGUGCAAACGGCUGUAGUAGUGGCUGAUGCUCGGUCACUAAUGAAUGCUGCUCUCCCUGUCACAGUCCCCCCACAGGAUGGACCAAUGAGGCACUCUGAUGCUCCAGACAAAACCAAUGCACAGAAAAAGGAGGACAUCUUGAUAGAAGGAGGUGAUGAAAGCAAGAAUGUUAAGAUAUUUUCGGGAAUGGCAAGCAGGGGAACACCAGUAGUCAGAGGGAGAGGUGGGAAGGGGAGGGGGAGAGGAUGGGUGGGAGCUACAUCUGACUCAAAAUUGGAAGUAGAAGAUAGAAUAAAGACGGGAGGUUUUUCUGGUGUCGUCGUCAGUUCUAAAAAGGAUCCCCUAGCUCAAUCAGUGUUUGCGCAGAGGCAGGGGCAAAACAAAGACCAUGUACCAUUGGACCAUGGCAAACAGACUGACCCCAGCUCAGUUAAAUCUCAAUUUGGAAAUGGAGACACAGUAAACCUGAGUGACACUGAACCUGAAGAGGAGGCGAAGGAGCAUAACAUGAUCACGAGUGAAAUAGCAAAUGGACUACUUUCUGUUUCGAUGCAGUCAGGAUCCUGCCGGGAUCUGGACUCUGAGAUGCAGGUGGACCAGACUCUUGAUAGAACAGACUCGGUGUCUGUACCAGUAACUCUGUCCAAUGGAAAUAUCACCACACCAACAAAUUCUGACCACUGCUCCACACCUAUGGAUGUGGAAAUUUCUCAUCCAGCUGUGGUUCCUCCCCCAUUCCAGGGCCCUAUUACAGUGUGCAGCAUGCAGCACAACUGGGCAUUAAAAGACCACAGACUGUACUGUCAGCCAGGAACCUGGGAGAGUCUAGGGAUGGAAGAAGUGUGGGGCAAAGAACAGUCAGAAGAAACAAACGGAGAGAUGGACAAAGAGAAUCAGCUUACUGAAAUGAUCCACGAUUUUCUGGAGAGUUUCUACAUGAAGUACGGCAGUUUCAUUCCCCUCAGUGAGACUGAUGUCCUGGAAUACCUGAAGAAGAAAGGCAGCUCUGACCUCAGCAACAGGGAGCUGGACAUCAAAAGGGAGAUGACUCGGUACAGGGCGGGACUGGCCUCUGCUCCUAUCCCAGGCUUCAUGGUGUCAUAUAACAAACACACCCUGGGCCUGGAGGACCUUAGCACGCUGGAGGAACAGAACUGGCUUAAUGACCAGAUUAUUAACAUGUAUGGAGAACUCAUCAUGGAGGAGACACAACAUAAGGUUCAUUUUUUCAACAGCUUUUUCCACAAGCAGCUGGUUGCCAAGGGUUAUGAGGGUGUGAAGAGAUGGACUAAAAAAGUUGACCUGUUCUCCAAGUGGCUGCUGCUAUUCCCCAUCCAUUUAGAAAUCCACUGGUCUCUCAUCACGGUCACCAUGGCAACCAAAACCAUCAGUUACUACGACAGCCAAGGAAUCGUCUUCAGACACACCACAGAUAACAUUAUGAAGUACCUUCAGUCUGAAGCCAAAGAGAGGCAACAGACUGCUUUCCAGAAAGGCUGGAAGAUUACUAUCAUCAAGGGCAUUCCUCAGCAGAAAAAUGACAGUGACUGUGGAGUUUUUGUCCUCGAGUACUGCCGUUGCCUCUCUGUGAAGCAGCCUCUGCUGUUCAGUCAGGAGGACAUGCCACGCAUCCGCAAGAGGAUCCACAAGGAGCUGUGCGACUGCCGCCUCAACAACUGAACGACUGAAUCGUGGUCUCUUUCACGUGCUGACUGCUCUCCCGGUGACAUGAGACAGUCUGUCCAAGCCUGUCAGACGGCCUGUGUCACUUACAGCCUGUUACAUAAGCUAACACAACCCGGCCAUCUGUAUUCCAGGGAGCCCUAACUGCCACUCUUUGACUGACAGCAGAGUGGCUGCUCAUUUUGGACUUUUGGUGACCUCUGGAGUCCAAUAACAGUCCGUAUUUAAGUAGAUUUUUACUUGCAAAGAACUACUGACGUGGCCCCCUACUGACCCACAAAUGCUGGACUUGCUCCCAUCAGGUUGUUUUUGCGUUUUACAUUUACCUUACCCAGUGGAUUUCAACCAAAUGGACACAAGGGAGCUCUGACUCUGACUGAGGACACAGGCGUAGGAGCAGCCUGGACCAAUGGGACGGACCCUCCAUCCCAAAAGUGUGGCCUUACCUCCCGGAUGGCCAUUUUACCUGAAAGACAUUUUUAUUAACUGUUUAUUUUAUGGGACUUACAGCAGUAUCAUACAGUUAUAUGCGUGUUUUCUAACAUGUUUAUUAAUGUUAGGAUGUUUGAUUCAGUGGACCAACUGUUCACUUAAAACUUGAAGGUUUAAGUUGGUUUCGUUGUCUUGGCUACAGAGAUUUGCACGGGGCGUUGAAGAGUCUAAAAUAUCAACUGAAUGUACUGAUCACGUAUUCUUCCUGGCUGCCUCGCAGGGUGGAGACUUAGCACCAUACAGCCUAAAGGCACAUUUUGGCUCUGGCUUGAAACAGGGAUAAUUUUUCAAGGUUGUUUUUGUUCAAAGUUUCAGGUUUUUGACACGUUACUCAAAAUGAUUUCUUAUUAAAAUUCCAGUUUUUCCACCACAUUAUUUCCUGCUAUCCUGUUUUGCUGUGAUCACAUCAUUAUUAUUUGGUUUUGCACAAGCAUUUUUUCCGCCUUUUCAGCUGAAAGUCAUUGUUUGACUAUUUUUAAUCUAUCGAUUUAAGUUAAAAACACUUUCUCAUGCUGGUUAGUAAAUUUCCUUUUAAGCUGUACAGCUAGCUGCUGAUGAGAGGACCACCGGUUUCUGAUUUUUGCCAAGCAGUUUCUCCUUGUCGACUUUAUAUUUUCAAGGCCUCCUGCUUCACAAGGACGCAUAAUACAGGUGCAGAAAGUCGUAGUUACAGAGUGGCCUCUUAACAGAGAAACAAGUGGACCUCAGCAAUUUUGAUUAAAUCUUCUGUCCAACCUAGGUUUUGUUGUUAUAUCCACUUAUAUGUAUUUACAGAUUGUAUUGUACUUUUACUGGCCUACUACUGUACCUGCUUGCUUUGGCUAAAAACCACAAUUGUUUCUGGACUGUUUUUAUUGUUGUUAUUAAAAGGCCAAUACUGC